GCGAGUCUUGACGGGUUGCUUUUUCUGACGGGAGUUGGGAGGAAUUGUAGCAGAAGCUCACCGUCCGAUCAUCAACAAUCAACAAUCAACCAUCAACAACCCGCCUCUCCGACUAGAUAUCUACAACCCACCUCUAACCUCGGAAAACUCCACACCCCUCGUCCACCCGUCCAGGCCCCAACAUGUCCACUCCAACCGCCGCUCCUCCGUCCCUGUGGACCCGGAAAUGCGACCUGAUCUACUUCAUCUUCUUCGCGAUCCACGUCCCAAUCAUCUUCCUGGUCGACGCCGCCCCGAUCCUCCCCUCCUUCCUGCAGUCGGGCCUGUCCCACUCCCUCCGCGACUUCUACAUCACCACCUACCACGACAAGUUCUUCGAGGGGCCCCCGGCCCCAUGGUUCUACUCCUUCCUGCUCAUGGAGCUGUUCUACCAUGUCCCGCUUAGUGUGUGGGCUCUGCACGGGCUCAAGAAUGAUCACCCGCUCGUCCCCGCCCAUCUGCUCGUCUUCGGUGUCCAGGCCUUCAUCACCUCCGCCGUCUGUCUGAUGGAGGUGUGGAGCUGGGAGGAUCGCACCCUCGUCCAGAAACAGAAUAUCUCCAUGCUGUACGGCCCGUAUGUGGCGCUUGGCGCAUUCAUGGCAGCGGAUAUGUUCUCCCGUCUUCGGGGGAAAUUGCUCGGCAAAUCCAAGACGGAGUAGAAUGGGAGUAAUAUAUCUAGAUUUGCAUUCCUUCGGCAGGUAGGUCCGGUUUCGGUUUCGGUGGUACAUUGGAUAUUGUAGAAUAGAUUCCUAGACAGGCAGUAGUAGGCAG
Aspergillus heteromorphus CBS 117.55 is the source of this 810-nucleotide messenger RNA. RefSeq names its product EXPERA domain-containing protein. The transcript is spliced from 5 exons. Gene Ontology annotation, cellular component: endoplasmic reticulum. The record is from RefSeq and is a predicted model, not a curated record. NCBI's taxonomy places the organism in Eukaryota, Fungi, Ascomycota, Eurotiomycetes, Eurotiales, Aspergillaceae. Bases 183 to 698 code for a protein of 171 amino acids.